Messenger RNA from Durusdinium trenchii, 2739 nucleotides. The record is from the annotation of a GenBank genome assembly. Lineage: Eukaryota; Dinophyceae; Suessiales; Symbiodiniaceae.
AUGUCGCUGCUUCCCGGGCAGGCGCCCACCAAGCGGUUGAGACUCGAUGAAUCAAUGGCGCCCUCCGGCUAUGCCGGUGGCAUCGGUCGUGGUGCGAAGAUUCCGAUGCAGACCCGAGCAGACAUGGGGAUGCACACCGCAGUGCCCACCAAGCGCGGAACCGAUGCCAUGUUCGGAAAUGCGCCUCCAGGGUACGUCCCAGGUCGAGGACGUGGCGCCACCGGUUUCAUUGGCGGCGUGAGUCGAGACGAGGUGGAUCGAGAUGACGACAAAGCAGAUUUGGGAGACUCCAACUACGAUGAGUUCAGCGGAUACUCUGGGUCUCUCUUCAGCAAUGCGGAGUACGAUGAGGAGGACAAGGAGGCGGAUGUGGUCUACGACAAGAUCGACGUGAAGAUGGACCAGCGUCGAUUGAAGCAACGUGAGAAGAAGAUGCGUGAGCAGAUUAAGGAGCUGCGAGCCGCCAAGCCCACGAUCCAGCAGCAGUUUGCGGACUUGAAGCGCGAACUGGCCACCGUGAGCAACGAGGAGUGGGAAGGCAUCCCAGAGGCCCAGGAGCACUUGAAGGUGAAGCAGAGGAAGUCUUCCAACUUCACCCCCACGCCGGACGCCUUACUGGCGGGCAUGGCCAGCGGCCGCGGUGUGAGCGGCUCCGCUACACCCAUGGGUGGUUCUGCUACCCCCAUGGGAGGCUUUGGAACUCCAAUGGGCAUGCGAACGCCCAUGGGAGGCGUGAUGCGACCUCCAAGGUCUUCGUACUCCGAUGGGCUUGCGUACACCCAUGGGCCUGCGCUCACCCAUGGGCAUGAACACUCCAAUGGGCAUGCACACUCCCAUGGGAAUGCACACGCCCAUGGGGAUGGCCACUCCUAUGUCGGGCAUGGGAACUCCGAUGGCGCACACGCCCAUGGCUCGAACUCCAAUGGGCAUGCAUACGCCGAUGGGCAUGGCAACGCCCAUGGGGAUGGCCACCCCCAUGGGUGCUCGAACACCGCAUGGCGGAAUGCGAACGCCAGGCAUGCGGACACCUGGCUACGGUACGCCACACACGCCGAUGACGCCCCACAGCGUGGGCGGCUCCCUGAACGAGUUGGGCGAAGCUCGAGGGACGGUUCUCGCCGUGAAGUUGGACAGGAUCAUGGACAGUGUUACAGGCCAGACGGUCUGAGCCUCAGACAAUGGCGCAGCACCUGGGAGGAGAAGGCACAAAAAGCACAGUCCAGAAACAUUGCUGUGGAUAUCUGCAUGUGGGUCAUGGAUCCCAAAGGCUACUUGACGGACUUGAACGCUUUGCAGGCCAAUCACAUCAGUCAAGCUGCGCGGGUUCAGUCUGAUGCCGAUAUCAGUGACAUUAAGAAGGCUGUGCUAUGGUCCAAGUGGGAACUUCUCCAUGGGAACAUCGAAGUCAUGCUAACUGCUGCAAUUUGCUGCCGUGACCGGAGGUCGCAGGGAGCGCGGACGCUGUUGAAGAGUGUGAUCACCAGCAAUCCGAAGCACGGCCCCGGUGCGGACCCCCCGCGGGCCUUCUCUGUGGGCCCUCGCCUUCGCAGCUCCGGCUCUGGGGCGAACCGCGGUGAGGGUGCAGCUCCGAUCACGCCGCAGCAGUUGACAGGGAGACUGAAAGCGGCGGAGACCUCCAACCACGUGCUUUUUAUGGUAGAACAGUACGAGAAUGUUCUCAAUGAGUAUCACGUGCGCGCUGCGCUCACACGCCUGGCACAGUCCAACGGCACAGCGGCAUUAAGUGAAGAUCCUGGCUUCCGGAAGCUUCUGCAGAGGACCAGUGAGCUCGUCACGACCUUCAGGUCGCAAGCUUUGGCCACCGUGCUGUGGUCCUUGGCUCGGGUGGAAUACGACCCGGGCGAGGCCUUCUUGCGCUCCGUCAUUGAUGCUUCGCUGCCUCAGCUUCAACAGUCCAAGCCACAGGACCUGGUCAACAGCCUUUGGGCCUGUGCGCGUUUCGGGUACCAGCCCGGACCCAAGUUUCUAGAGGCCUUAGUGAAGACCUGUGCCAGUACCUUGGAGGAGUUUGAGCCAAUGGAUGUGGCCAAUCUCCUUUGGUCUUUUGCCAGGCUGAACUUCCAUCCGGGCGAGGCGUUUCUGGACGCCGUCAUCGCCCGAUCCCUGAAGAUGGUGGAGAGCUUUGUGCUGGUGGAUAUCGCGAACUUGCUGUGGGCCUUUGCGAAGCUGAACGUGUCUCGGGGCGAGGUCUUGAGGCCCUUGCUACAGCAGGCCGAAGCGCAAGUGGAUAGCUUCGAACCAGCCAAGUUGGCGAGCCUUUUGUGGUCCUGCAACAAGCUCCAGUUGGACCCGAGCCUCGCACUGCUGCGGGCCCUGCCCUUCCGCUCCAACCGCGAGUUGACCGAGCUGAGGCCACGCGGUUUAUCCUACGUCCUUUGGGUCUACGGCCUCCUGGGGCACAACCCAGGCACGGCCUUCCUUCGAAGGGUCAUGGAGAAGCUGAGCAGGACUGUGCCGGCCUUCAACUACUGUGGAGCACAAGGCCUCUCCGGUAUCCUCUGGUCCUGCGCGCGCUUCAACUACGACCCCGGCGAGGAGCAGGUGACUGCCUUGCUGUCCUCGGCGCAACGGCAGUUGCCAGAAUUUACUCCUGCGCAGUUGACACGGCUACUGUGGGCCUGUGCCAAGUGCUUUGGCAGUUCGAUGCAGUCAGAAUGUGGUCAGACAUCUAGAGAGGAGACUUCAAAAUACCUCAAUGAUGAAACUAGACUUGGUUGA